ACAUGAGUUGUUGUUAACGCUGCUUGGCUGUCUACCCUUCAGUGGAUAAUCCUGCCAGCCACAGUAAAUUGGCCCAAUGUACUGGCCUCAAGUCAUUACUAGUUACCUCAGCCACAAAGUAAUAAUGAUCAAAUCAAAUUUUAUUUGUCACAUGUGCCAAAUACAACAGGUUUACUACCUUACUGUGAAAUGCUCACUUACAAGCCCCUAACCAACAAUGCCGUUCAAGAACUAGUUAAGAAAAUAUUUACUAAAAUAAAGUAAAAAUAAAAAGUACCACAGUAGAAUGACAUAACAAUAACAAGGCUAUAUACAGGGGGCCCGGUACCGAGUAAAUGUGCGGGGGUACAGGUUAGUCGAGGUAAAUUGUACAUGUAGUUAGAGGUAAAGUGACAGUGCAUAGAUGAUAAACAGAGAGUAGCAGCAGUGUAAAAACAAAGGGGAUGGUCUGGGUGGCCAUUUGAUUAAUUGUUAGCAGUCUUAUUGCUUGGGGGUAGAAGCUGUUAAGGAGCCUUUUGGACCUAGACUUGGAGCUCCGGUACCGCUUGCCGUGUGGUAGCAGUGAGAACAGUCUAUGACUUUUGUGACUGGAGGGUUUGACCAUUUUUGGGGCCUUCCUCUGACACCGCCUGGUAUAGAGGUCCUGGAUGGCAGGAAGCUUGGCCCCAGUGAUGUAUUGGGCUGUACGCACUACCCUCUGUAGCGCUUUAUGGUCAGACACCGAGCAGUUGCCAUACCAGGCGGUGAUGCAACUGGUCAUAAUGCUCUUGAUGGUGCAGCUGUAGAACAUUUUUUAGGAUCUGGGGACCCAUGCCAAAUAGUUUGUCUCCUGAGGGGGAAAAGGUGUUGUCAUGCCCUCUUCCCAACUGUCUUGGUGUGUUUGGACUUGGAUAGUUUGUUGGUGAUGUGGACACCAAGGAACUUAACUCUCCACCUGCUCCACUUGAACCUCAUUUAUGUAAAUAGGGGCCUGUUUGGCCCUCCUUUUUCUGUAGUCCACGGUCAUCUCCUUUGUCUUGCUCACGUUGAGGGAGAGAUUGUUGUCCUGGCACCACACUGACAGGUCUUUGACCUCUUCCCUAUAGGCUGUCUCAUAGUUGUUGGUGAUCGGGCCUACCACUGUUGUCAUCAGAACUUAAUGAUGGUGUUGGAGUUGUGCUUUGCCACGCCGUUGUGGGUGAACAGGGAGUACAGGAGGGGACUAAGCACACACCCCAGAGGGAACCGGUGUUGAGGAUCAGCGUGACAGAUGUGUUGUUGCCUACCCUUACCACCUGGGGGGCGGCCCGUCAGGAAGUCCAGGAUCCAGUUGCAGUGGGAGGUGUUUAGUCCAAGGGUCCUUAGCUUAGUGUUGAGCUUUGUGGGCACGAUGGUGCUGAACGCUGAGUCACUGAACAGCAUUCUCACAUAGGUGUUCCUUUUGUCCAGGUGGGAAAGGGCAGUAUGAAUUGAGAUUGCAUCAUCUGUGGAUCUGUUGGGGUGGUAUGCGAGUUGGAGUGAGUCUAGGGUUUCAUGGCUACCGAUGUGAGUGCUACUUAGUUAGUCAUUUAGGCAGGUUACCUUCGCAUUCUUGGGCACAGGGACUAUGGUGGUCUGCUUGAAACGUGAGUAUUACAGACUCGGUCAGAGCGAGGUUGACAAUGUCAGUGAAGACAUUUGCCAGUUGGUCAGCGCAUGCUCUGAGUACACACCCCGGUUUUGAGUUUGUUUUCCAGUGAUUGCACGUUGGCCAAUAGAACCGAUGGUAAUGGUGAUUUACUUACUCGCCUACGAAUCCUAACAAGGCAUCUCAACCUUCUCCCCCGGUCUCUCCGCCUUUUCUUCACACGAAUGACAGCUGUACCGUAUGGAGCGCUAUGAUGAGUGCAAGGCUGUCUACACGGACCUGAUCAGGAACUCCCAGGAUGAAUACGAAGAGGAGAGGAAGACCAACCUAUCAGCCGUAGUGGCUGCUAUGAGCACAUGGGAGAAGGCUUCUCCGGAUGAUCUUGGCCUGUCUGAGACGACAUACGAGCUGAGCUACAACGCUGCCUGCACUCUAAUUGGUCGAGGCCAGCUCACAGAGGCUCUGAACAAACUACAGGAAGCAGAAGAGCUUUGUCGGGUUUUCUUCUCAGAGGAUUCGGAUAUAACUGAGGAGGACGUUGAGUCGGAGCUGGCUGUCAUCCACUCCCAGAUGGCCUACAUUAUGCAGUUACAGGGUCGGACAGAGGAGGCGCUGCAGCUCUAUAACCAAGUCAUCAAGCUCAAGCCGUCAGAUGUGGGACUUCUAGCUGUGACUGCUAACAACAUCAUUACAAUAAACAAGGACCAAAAUGUGUUUGACUCUAAGAAGAAGGUGAAACUGACAAAUGCCGAUGGCGUUGAGUACAAGCUGGCUAAGAAGCAGCUGCAGGCCAUUGAAUUCAACAAAGCUCUGUUGGCUAUGUACACUAACCAGGCAGACCAGUGCAGAAAGCUGUCGUCAAGCCUCCAGUCCCAGAACCCAGGCCACCCGCGGCCAGUUUUGAUCCAGGUGGCUCAGCUGUGCAGAGAGAAGCAACACUCAAAGGCCAUAGAGCUGCUUCAGCGUUUCUCAGACCAGCACCCAGACAGUGCAUCUGGUAUCAAAUUGACGAUGGCACAACUCUAUUUGACUCAAGGUCACGUUACAAAAGCAUGUGACAUCUUGAGGUCGAUCGAAGAUUUCAAGCACAAACAAGGGAUGAUCUCAGCUCUGGUAACAAUGUACAGCCACGAAGAGGACAUCGACAGCGCAAUUGAUGUCUUCAGCCAAGCUAUUCAGUACUACCAAUCUGAACAGCCUGGUUCCUCUGUUCACCUGGCGCUCGUACGAGAGGCCGCUAAUUUCAAGCUAAAGUACGGACGGAAGAAGGAAGCCAUCAGUGACUUGGAACAACUGUGGAAGCAAAACACCAAUGACAUCCACACUUUGGCACAACUUAUCUCGGCUUAUUCUUUGGUGGAUCAAGAUAAAGCCAAGUCCCUCAGCAAGCACCUCCCCUCCCCUGAAAGCAUGUCGUUCAACGUGGACGUAGAUGAGCUGGAGAACUCUCACGGAGCCAACUAUGUCAGAAAGAAGGCUGCUAAAGUAACGGGGGAGAACCUACCCAAAGAACAAGGCCAGGGGGAUGUUAAGAAGAAGAAGAAGAAGAAAAAGAAGGGCAAACUGCCCAAGAACUACGACUCAACAGCGAACCCUGACCCGGAGAGAUGGCUGCCCAUGAGAGAGCGCACCUACUACCGGGGCAGGAAGAAGGGCAAGAAGAAGGACCAAGUGGGUAAAGGCACGCAGGGGGCCACGUCAGGAGCUGCAUCCGACCUGGAUGCCAGUAAGACUGCCAGCAGCCCCCCCACCUCCCCCCGACCAGGGUCAGCCCAAGCCUCUGCCUCCACCUCGGCCCCCGCUGCCGGCAACGUGGUCCCUCCACGACAGCAGAAGCCCGCUGCUGCAGGGCCAGGGGCCCGCAAGAAGGCCCCUCAGAAGAAGAAGAAAGGAAGCAAGGGUGGCUGGUAGACUGGAAGAACGCUGCAGAUAUGGAGCAACACAUUGGCAACCACCACCACACGGCCCGGAACUCACAGAAUCAUGUGCUUUGUCAUUUAAGUUGAUUCGCUUGUUUGUUUUUUUUAACCACAAACAUUGUCCAAUUUGCAGUUGUUGAAUAGGUUGCGAUGAAUUGAGUAAUAGGCCUCAAUUCCCUGCCUGGUUCCUUCACGGUUAGAUAAAAAAAAAAUGUUGAAACAAUUGUCGGAGAACUAAUGGAAAUGGCCAGAGACCUUAUUUGUUUGUUGUAGGCAAGUGAGUUCUCUAGUUAUAAUUUGUAUCUUCGGUGCAGAGGAAAUUUACUGUUUGUUUUUUCUGUUCUCUGAGCCUGAGUUUUUGAAAACUGUUCUUUGACCGUAAACUAAUUUCCUUGACUUGCCCACUCAAAAAGAGGCAAGCUUUGUAUGCAAAAGUUAGUAUAUAUUUCUUUCCUGCAUUGGUUUCGUCUAAAGUAAAAAGACAUUUUUUUUUUAUUAUUAUUGCGUAGCAGUACAUCAUUUGCGUAUUGUUUUAGGAAAAAUUAUGAAAGCAAACGAUUUUGGCCAAAAUGUGUGUCCCAUUAUGUCUUAAUAAAUACGCUUCCUUAACUGAAA
Molecule: messenger RNA, 4140 nt
Organism: Salvelinus fontinalis (brook trout)
Lineage: Eukaryota; Metazoa; Chordata; Actinopteri; Salmoniformes; Salmonidae
Product: signal recognition particle subunit SRP72-like
Exons: 17
Coding region: 1847-3517 (556 amino acids)
Biological process (GO): SRP-dependent cotranslational protein targeting to membrane
Cellular component (GO): signal recognition particle, endoplasmic reticulum targeting
Molecular function (GO): ribosome binding; 7S RNA binding; protein binding
Source: RefSeq, a predicted model, not a curated record